Myotis lucifugus (little brown bat) is the source of this 1446-nucleotide messenger RNA. Its product is annotated as zinc finger and SCAN domain-containing protein 5B-like. The annotation marks the transcript as partial. Lineage: Eukaryota; Metazoa; Chordata; Mammalia; Chiroptera; Vespertilionidae. Gene Ontology annotation, biological process: regulation of transcription by RNA polymerase II. The transcript has 4 exons. Gene Ontology annotation, molecular function: RNA polymerase II cis-regulatory region sequence-specific DNA binding; DNA-binding transcription factor activity, RNA polymerase II-specific. The record is from RefSeq and is a predicted model, not a curated record.
UGCAUCAGGAGGUGAAACCCAUCUCUUUCUCUCCUCUCUUUCCGCCAGAACUGUGAACCUGUUACUGAGUCCAUACCUCCAGUCGCUCUCCAUCAGGAGCUGACUUCAGGCUGGGUUUGCUGCAGUCCAAUUAGAGACGUUCCCAGGGAAUAUGGCUACAGACCAGGCAUUUUUCGAUGGUCAUGGGCACCCCCAGGGCAACCUGGGCUGGGACCUGACACCGGCCGGACCGCCCCAGGGAAACCUCACUGAAGAACAGCACCAGGACUCUGAGAAGUGGCACUUGCUCUUCAGAGCCUUCCAACACCCAACGGACGCGGACCCACUCCAGAGCAUGAACACAAUGUCUGCGCUCCUCCAUCGCUGGCUGAGGCCGGAUGUGCUCACCAAGAAGCAGAUCUUGGAUAAGCUUCUGCUAGAGAAGUUCAUGACCUGCAUGCCCCUGGAGCUGCAGGUCUUGGUGCGGGAGAGGCGGGUGCAGAGCUUCGAGGAACUGAAGGUCUUGCUGAGAAAUAAGAAGAAGGAACCCAGGAAAUGGAAGGUUGUCACCUUCCAAGGACAGAAGUAUCUUGAGGAGAAUUUUGAUGUCCAGAUGCCUGACGAGGAAGUUGGUGACACAGACCACGUGUUGAAUUGUCCAUGAAGUACCAAUCCCCCAUUAGUAAGACGGGGGUACAUCCUGGGAAGAGCCAGGAUGUCAACAGAGAGCCGGGGAACCAGCCAGGAACCAGUGACGUGGUGUGGGGACAGGGGCAGAGAGUCUUCUUGCUGGAGGCGAUUCUCAAGAAAAGUGAUCUGGAGGCUGUGAGGCCCAUGGAGAAUUUGGUGAAGUUGGAGAAGGAUGUGAUGGAAGACAGGGAAGAGGCAGCAGUACUCACAUCUCCAGAGCCUUCACUUCCCAGCAGUCCUGGAGACUUGGUGAAGACAGAGGGGGAGCAGAACCCCCUGGAAAGAAUUGGUCUAGAGCGUGUGGAUGCCAGUGACGUACCCCCCACCCAUGCUCCGGAGACACAGGCUUUGAGUCAGCGUCCAAAGAGAAGAGGUUCUGGGAAUCCAGGAGGUGCCACCAAGAGAAAAAGGGACAACACUCCCACGCCCCAAGAGGAGCCUCAAGAAGGAGCCAUGUCGUUGGAUAGAGGAGAAGUCACCAGACAGCACGGGUGCAAUUCAGUGGGUGCGUCAAGCACCAUGGAGCCCACUGGUCACGCUGUUGGCAAAGAACCCAGGAGAAAGGUACCCUACGAGUGCCAAGACUGCGGCAAGAGGUUCAGCUACAAAUCGCAGUUAGACCUUCACCGGAGGACACACACAGGAGAGAGACCCUUCCAGUGCCUUGUGUGUUCCAAGGGCUUCAUUCAGUCCUCGGACCUCCGGGUCCACCAGAUGACCCACACCGGGGAGAAGCCGUUCUGCUGUACAGUCUGCCUGAAGAGGUUCACCCACAAC